AUGCGAAGAGUACAUGGCGGAAUGGUUCUGCCGCAAGUGCGACCGAAAGAUAUGUCAGGGGCAGUCCAGGAGGAAGUGGCCAAGGAAAGGGACCUGGACGACAAGAAAGACUUGAUUGAUGAUGGAGGAAAGGCGGAGAGGCGAGAUCAGGAGGCAAGAACAAGUUUUGAAUGCGACGAAGUAAUCCACCUCAUCCCCGAGAAGACCGUCCAUCAACGGAUCCCCCUGAAGCCCACACAGCCUGCUGCUGCUCCUGCGCCUGCUGCUGCUCCCGCUCCACCUCCUGCUCCUGUUCCGCACAGUUCCUAUGGAGCGCCAGGAUAUCAAACCUUUGCCAACAACUUCCUACCAGUCGGGGCAGGCGGUCACAAUGCACCAGUGCCAUUCAAGCCCCCUGAGCUCGGCGCGUUCGCUCCGAUCCCUUAUCAAGCUCAACCAGCGGCGCACCAUUCGCCUCCUAUUCAACGCGAAUUUCAACAACAGCUUGAGCAUACUAUUCAUGAGCAACGCUCAGUGCUGGAACAGAUGCAAAUACCGUCAUAUACAAUGUAUCAAGACCGAUAUUCAGCAUAUGCACAACCAGAACCGCAGAGGAUCGUAGCGAGCAGCAUCCCCGUAACCAAGCAAGGAAGCGAAGUGUCUGCUCCUCCCGGCUCCAUCGCCCCCCCGCCAGAACCCGAGGUCUACUACGACAACGCGCCAGCUUGGGAACCCCCAGCAGAUGACGAGGAGGAUGCGAAUCUUGCAACGUUGGCACCACCACCGUCGCACCCUGAGAACCUUCCAGAUCUCCAGCUCGCUGAAGACAGCCAGUUAAGCUCCAAGCCUGCUGUGGCUCCUGAAGGAGACAAGCAGACAGAGGGCAUGCCAAAAGCUUCCGGAGCAACGGACGGCUCUCUAGACCCUAGCGCGGAAGAAUCUAAGACUGCACCGUAUGCUGUAGCAGCUGGUAUCACAGGGAUCAACGAAACCAAGGUUCCUGAAGAUGCUCUGGCUAAGCUGAAAGAGACGCAAUCGACCAUAGUGAAAGAAUCGAGAACAAGUAUCCCAGCUGAUACAAGCACACUGCGAGACAAGUUCGUGCAGAGAGGAGCGGCAAGUUUUGUUGCACAGCUUCGAGCCACGCAGGACAACGAGGCAGACAUGCUUGUCUCCUUGAUUCUCACAAAGGAGAUGCUCCUUGUGGCCAAGAAACCGAGCUACAAGACCCUCUACACCCUUAAGUUUGCCUCUGGGUUGAAGGCCUUUCCUGUUCCUCGAGACCCCAAUGGCGUGAUCGUUCUCAGCUCGGACCUCGCUGAGCCUCUCGUGUUUGGUUGUGGCCAGGCGCAUCUCCUGCAAGAAACUCUCGAGGCCUUCGUCAAACUCGGAGGCUUCUCGGCGCCAGCGGUCGCGGGGAUGCCAGCGAAGAAGAAGCAGCAGCCUGUGAAGAAGCUGAAGCAAGUGCACUGGAUCAAAGUGAACGAGAGGAAAGUCAAGGACACCAUCUGGGAGAACAUGAAGGAUGACGAGGUCAAGAUCGACAAGGAUGAGUUGGAGAACUUGUUUGCGGCGAAGACUCUGGCGAAGGAGACGAACGCGGCAAGUCAACCAUGCCGGAGAGGGGAGAGCGUGAUCGACUUGCCAGGCGGUGAGGCUCUGGCCCUUCUGUCUUGCUUCAUGACCGUAGCAUCAGGGCUCCGCAAGAAGAGAGUGGUCAUCCUGUUGAGCGCCAACAGAUCGCAGACCAUCGGAGUUCUGCUGUCCCACCUCAAGAUCCCCCACGAGGAGUUCAGGAGAGCCAUCAUGGCGCUCGACACGAGGACGCUGCAGCCGAACUUCGUGGUGCAGCUGAUGAGGCUGCUGCCCACAGACCAGGAGGUCGCGGCCCUGCAGUCCUACACCGGGCCCAAGGAAGAGCUGGGAACGGCCGAGCGCUUCCUCUUCGAGCUCCUCUGCAUCCCUCGCCUCAAGCCUCGUCUGCAGUGCUUCGUGUUCAUCCUCGAAUUCAACGCAAGGUUGCAUGACCUAUCGGAGAACGUGGAGGUCCUCAACUACGCUCUUCAUGAUAUCAAGCGCUGUUCGAAGCUUGUCAAGGUCUUCGAGCUGAUUCUUGCCAUUGGCAACUACCUGAAUGGGACGGGACCGCGAGGAGGAGCGUACGGGUUCAAGCUGGAGGUCCUCACCAAACUUGCGGACACCAAGACGACCGACAACAAGAGCACGUUGCUCCACUAUCUCGUGAGUUUCAUAGAGCGGGAGAACAAGAGCCUGUUAGACUUUCCGCAAGAGCUCAGCAACGUCGAGAUUGGAGCAAAAGUCUCGGAGAAUGUGGUGGAGGAGAUUAGCAAGUUCAAGAGGGAGAUCAAGUUCAUUUACGAGGAGAUGAAUCGUCCCUACUACAAGAGCAACGCCAAGAACGACCCGUGCGGAGCGAAGCUCGAGCAGUUCUACCACACCGCGUACAACGACAUGGAGGUGCUGGAGCAGAACAAGAAGGACGCGCUGAGCUUGUACAAGGAAGUCUCAAAGACGUUCGGGGAAGAAGAUCUCAAGCCAGACGAGUUUCUCACGCAGAUCCAUCAAUUCGCGCAAGCCUUCAAGGAAGCGUACAACGAGAACGUCAGGAAGAAGGAAGAGGAGGAGAGGAUUCGAAGCCGGCGGGAGGCCUUCAUCAAGCAGAUGGCAGAGCGCGACAAACAGGUCGAGGCCAGAAAGAAAGGAAAAGCAGCUCCACACAAACCUGCCAACGACGCUCGAUCGCAGAAUGCAGACUCCGACGACUCUAUCGCACAGAUGAUCAACACCAUGCCCAAGAGCGGCAAAUUCGUGAUCAAGAAGCAGGCUACCAAGGAGGGCAGCACCCUCCUUCGCGACCACUUGCAGCAAAAGAAGGAUGAGCAGCCCUCGCAAAGCUCGUCCAGUACUCCUCUCUCCGCCAUCGCCCCGUCCAAUGGCACCUCCUCCUUCUCUGACUCCUCCACCAACAGCCUCGAGAGCUCGGAGGCUACAUCUGGCAACCGGAUCCGCUCGAACCUCAAGGACCUGGGGAGGUUUCUGACACCAGGAGGAGGCAAGCGCAAGUAG
Messenger RNA from Guillardia theta CCMP2712, 3066 nucleotides. RefSeq lists its product as hypothetical. The transcript is spliced from 38 exons. The record is from RefSeq and is a predicted model, not a curated record. Lineage: Eukaryota; Cryptophyceae; Pyrenomonadales; Geminigeraceae. The coding region runs from base 1 to 3066 and encodes 1021 amino acids.